Molecule: messenger RNA, 2951 nt
Organism: Phanerochaete carnosa HHB-10118-sp
Lineage: Eukaryota; Fungi; Basidiomycota; Agaricomycetes; Polyporales; Phanerochaetaceae
Exons: 10
Coding region: 175-1878 (567 amino acids)
Source: RefSeq, a predicted model, not a curated record
CCCAUUUUAUUGUAUUUUAUUGGAAGGGCGCUCGGGGCCCUGUCAUGUGAUAGCGUAGCGCCCACAGACUACAUCAUUGCAGUCCGCCUGCCUUCGGAGACUUCUCCCUGGCUUCCGCAUGGUAUAAUCCAGAGCCGUCCUGCGAACGGGGACGCUUUCUUUUCCCACCCCACCAUGACCUCGAAGGAUUGGCAGAAACUGUGCGCAGAGCGCAAGGAGAAGCAACUGCAAUCUAUCCCGAAGGAAUGGCUUAUUGAGACCCCGCCCGAGAGUCAGGCGAAUGUCCUGGACGUACCAAAGACUUGUGGUUUAUUGACAGAGCGUGAGCUGGAGAUAACCAAUACGACUGACGUCGACACUUUGCUCGGAAAGCUCGCUACCAGCCAAUGGUCGGCUGUGGAAGUCACCACGGCAUUUUACAAGCGUGCGAUCGUUGCGCAGCAAGUGACAAACUGCCUGACUGAAAUAUUCAUCGAGAAAGCGCUUGCGCGAGCCAAAGAGGUCGAUGAGUACCUGCAGCAGACCGGCAAGACCAUCGGGCCCCUGCAUGGUCUCCCAAUCUCCCUCAAGGACCAAUUCUGCAUCAAGGGAAUGGAUACCAUUAUGGGUUAUGCUGGGUGGAUAAACAAGCCCGCCAAGAAGGAUUGCGUUCUGGUCGAGAUCCUGUACGACGUCGGCGCGAUCCCUUUCGUGCGGACCAACGUGCCGCAGACGCUGUUGUGGGGCGAGACCUACAAUCACGUCUUCGGACAGACGACGAAUCCGAUUAACCGGUACAUGACCCCCGGUGGCUCCAGCGGCGGUGAAGGGGCCCUGGUCGCCAUGCGCGGCAGCCCACUCGGCGUUGGCACCGACAUUGGCGGAUCUGUGCGCAUCCCCAGUGCAUUUUGUGGCUUAUACGGCUUCCGGCCGAGCUACGAACGCCUGCCGUAUCAGGGUGCCGUGAACGCCCAGGUCGGGCAGGAGAGCAUUUCGUCUGUGCUCGGCCCGAUGACAAACGCACCCUCCGGCGUGCGCCGCUUCACGAAGGCCAUCAUUGACGCGAAACCAUGGAACCGCGACCCGCUCGCGGUGCGCAAGCCAUGGAAUGGCCGCGAGUAUGAGCUCGAGGAGCACGGACAUGGCCUAGGCAUGUGUAUCGCCAUCAUGUGGGACAACGAUGUCGUGAAGCCCCACCCGCCGCUUAUCCGCGCGAUGGAGAUAACAAAAGCGGCGUUGGAGGCCGCAGGGCACAAAGUAAUUGACUGGAUUCCGCACCGCCACAUGGAAAUUUAUGUGAACACGGAGCGCAUCUUUGCGGCAGACGGCGGACAUGACUAUCGGACUGAUUGUGAGCUGUCGGGCGAGCCGCUGAUCCAGACCAUGAGCCCCACAGAGGACGCACACGAGUAUGCCCUGGAUCAACCGCUGGCCAAGACUGUCAUUGGGAAGCCAGUCCUCAUUUCCGCAUACGAUCUCUGGCAGCUCCACAGAGAGAAGCGUGAGCUGCGUAAAUCCUUUUUGGAUUACUGGGAGGCGACAAAGGCCACGACUGAGACCGGCCGCCCAGUGGAUGCGAUAAUUAGCCCGGUGGCGGCGUAUACCGCCUGCCCGCACGGUUGCAACUCCGAUGCAUUCUACACGACCCUGUGCAACUCGCUCGACCUCACGACAUAUACGUUCCCUGUUACGUUCGCGGACAAGGAGCUCGACAAGAAGGCGCCACCUCACGAGUUCAGGAACCAUGAGGACGAAGCGAUAUACCACCUAUACGAUCCCGAACUGUUCCACGGCCUCCCUGUCUGUCUGCAACUCACCGGGCGCACACUAGAGGAGGAGGGCGUCAUUGGCAUGACCGAGGUUGUAGACCGGGCUUUGAAGGCAUACAAAUCCAUGUAAUAGUAAAUACUACAGAAUCCUGGAGUAUAACAGUUGUAGUAACAAAAUGCACAAAUACAAACAUGCACCGUACUACAGCUAAUGCUCAUAAUACGCCACUAAUAGUACAGCAAAAAACAAGAAGCACAGCCAAGAUACAGAACUGAGCGGACGCGGUCAAGGGCCAAGAAUGAAACACUUCCUAUAGGACUUCUAACCAUUUCUUAUGAAUCAUGAAUCGGAUGUAGAAACCUCCGGUAACAGUCUUCGUGACACCACCCGUCACCGCACAUGCCUUGAUCUCACAUAGCGUCCGGAAUGCGACGUCGAAUGGGAAGCGUGACCAAUGAAUACCGGCUACCUCGUAAUCGUGAAGGUAGGCGUAUGAGGCCAUGUAUCGAAGGAGCUCCUGGUCGCUCUGCUCGUAGAAACCUUGGUUGCGCAAUUCAGUCAGGAGUGACCGAUAAUCCUUGGAACUGUUACGGAGGCGGUCCUGCCGCUCCUGGAUCGGAAGGUGAGAAAUCCUGCUGCCUUCCAACCACGUUAUUCGCUUCUCCUUCACGCCCUUCAUGAUGGCUUCUGCGAGUUCAUCUAGACGGUCACCUUUGGACUCCAGUAACUUCUGUAAAUCCUCGACGAUGCCCAUCGUGAGUUCUUCCUUCCGGCCUUGGUCAGCCUCUUCAAAUCCUGAUGUCCGGCUCAGGUGGGCGCUAAUGACCGCCGCGAGAUUGCUCGUGCGACCUUUUCUCAGCUCCCGAGAUCGAGUCGCGCGCUCCUGGAGCUCGUUCCACGGCUUAACAAGGUCGGCAUCCGGUGUCACGUAACUUGCUGCUCGAAGCCGUUCGUUGAUCACGUCUUCCAAUCGGCCUUUUUCUACCUCCAAAAACUCCCUCAGCCCGUCCAUGACGAAUUUCCUGGAUGCCUUCUUGGGAAUCCACACCUGAGGCACCUUCAACUUUGGAGAGAUGAUCUCUCGUUUCCAUGCUGGCUUCCCUUGGGCUUCGUAGUGCUUCUUGUCCUUGCCCCACUGUUCGGCCUUGACCGUGACACCGGUUUUGGAACCAUCAAGAACAGCACAAAAUCUGAGAACAUCG